Molecule: messenger RNA, 1096 nt
Organism: Eucalyptus grandis
Lineage: Eukaryota; Viridiplantae; Streptophyta; Magnoliopsida; Myrtales; Myrtaceae
Product: vacuolar protein sorting-associated protein 32 homolog 1
Exons: 7
Coding region: 43-663 (206 amino acids)
Biological process (GO): late endosome to vacuole transport via multivesicular body sorting pathway; vesicle budding from membrane
Cellular component (GO): multivesicular body; cytoplasmic side of plasma membrane; ESCRT III complex
Source: RefSeq, a predicted model, not a curated record
UCUUGGGUUCGGUUUCGUUGACGGACUAGACAAAUUAUAAACAUGGAUUUUAUUAAGAGGAUCAUCUGGAAACGUCAGCUGACCAAGGUUGAGGACCCGAUAGACAAGUUGAAGGCGACACUCCGAAUGCUGGAGAAAAGGGAGAAGGUUCUUAUAAAGAAGGCUUCUCAAGAGGUUGAGGAAGCAAAGGAGCUCUCUAGAGCAAAUAUUAAAAGGGCGGCAAUUCAAUGCUUGAAGAGGAAGAGGUUGUAUGAACAGAGAAUUGAGCAGCUUAGAUAUUUCCAACUUCCGAUUCGCGAUCAGAUAAUAAUGUUAGAAGGAGCAAAAGCAACAACUGAGACUGUGGAUGCUUUGAGAACUGGAGCAGCAGCAAUGAAAGCAAUGCAGAAGGCGACAAAUAUUGAUGAUCUGGACAAGACAAUGGAUGAGAUUAAUGAACAAACGGAGAACAUGAAACAAAUUCAAGAGGCAUUGUCAACUCCCAUUGGUGCAGCCGCUGACUUUGAUGAGGAUGAGCUUGAAGCAGAGCUCGAAGAACUGGAAGGCGCUGAGUUGGAAGAGCAGCUCCUUCAGCCCGCCACAACAGCUCCUGCUGCUCCAGUGCAUGUCCCCAACUGGUCCUGGUCCGCGUCCAGCCCGCCCUGUUCCUCAGAGGACAGCUGAGGAGGAUGAACUUGCUGCUUUGCAGGCUGAGAUGGCACUUUGAGCAGGUCUUGCUGCUCAUAGUUAACUGAGGCUGUGUAAAGACCUGGCCAAAACCUGUAAUAUGGACAUUCCUGCUGCUGUGCUGCUAUGCCUAUGCAUCAAUAUUUUUCUGUGGAUCCAUACUGAAAAGACGUGUAUAUAAAGGUUGCACGAUUCAAAAGAUGUCCCCCUUUGAGACUUGUAUUCUGCUUUCUGGUGCUUCUAGUGUGGUCUCUUUUUUUAAUUUCAACUUCAUGUCAAACCUUAUUGUUUGGAAGACAUCUCUAGAUAUCUCAGGGUAGGUUUUUAUUUUCCCUUUGUAUGUCACUGUUAAAAUUAAUGUGGCUGAAUCUCUGAGGGGGGCGGUACUUAUCAUGAGCGAUAUGCUUUAUUAUACGUCUAGUGGAAGACA